Cuscuta europaea is the source of this 629-nucleotide messenger RNA. The record is from the annotation of a GenBank genome assembly. NCBI's taxonomy places the organism in Eukaryota, Viridiplantae, Streptophyta, Magnoliopsida, Solanales, Convolvulaceae.
GUACUUGCAUGAGAAAAUGGAGGCUGAUGGAGGGGACAUGCCAGUCCAGUUUGGUACUUCUGCUGCCAUAGCAAUACCAAAGAGGGCAUCACACCAAGCGGUUACUAGGAGGUCACAAUACAUAGCUGAUCUUUUGGAUAUUUCCUUGCUUGGACAAAUGACUUUAAUCCCCUAUAAUACCGGGAAUCAUUGGGUGUUGGUCGCCAUCGACAUGGCGGCUGAAAUGAUUUACUACCUAGAUUCCUUGGGAGGAAUUCCAUCGAAGGAUUUGGAGGAAAUCAUGAAUCAAGGGGUGACGAUUAAUCAUGCCCAAAAAUCCAAGAAAAGGUUGAAUUUAAAAUGGGUGAGAGUGAUGUGCCCUAAGCAAACAUGAGGAGUUGAGUGUGGUUACUUUGUGAUGAAGUACAUGAAGGAUAUUGUAUCUGACGUGAAUCAUUUGAAACAGAAUGUGAGCGCAAUUAAUUAAUUAGUGUAUCUUGUAAUGAUAGUAAGUGCUAAUUAAUUUAAUUUUACAUUGAAGUUCUCUACCGUCAAGGAGUAUACCGAAGAUGAUAUUUUACAAGUGCGUGAGGAGUGGGCUUUGUAUGCUGCUACUUUGAUAAAAAAGUAAGUUCACAUUUAAAAUUUAC